GUAAAAUUAAAUAUUGUUCUUAUUUUUACAUAAAAAUAUGUUUUAAAAUUUAUAAAUCUAAAAAUUAUAUAAAUUAACAACUUUACAAAUUAAAAAAAUAUUAAAUUUUUUAACAUUAUUAGUUUAUGGAGUUUUUACUGUACUCUAACAACUAUGUUUGUCAAAAUGUACCUACCUAAAUCUGAGUCUGAGAAUCACUUGAGUCGAUUACCAUUUAGGACAUUUUUUUAUCUUUUUUAACACUUUAAGACACAAUCCGCUGGAGGGACACUUUCCUUGAAUCUGAGAGCUGUUUUGGACAGAAAUGCCCUUGCUCAGAAGAAACGGAAGAUGCGCUUAUGUUUGGAUCUAAUCGAGCUUUCACCCAUGGUGAUACCAAGCUCAAACCACUGCAGCUUCACCUAUAUAAUGGAUGAGACUUCGGAAAUGAGUUGAGCAAGGCGAGGAGUCAACUUGAGCAGCAGAUCUCGUGGUGGCGGAGGAUUUCGACGAGCUCGAACCCCCAUGGCUUCACUGAGCCACCGAGCUCACCGAUGCGAUGUUGAGCUCGAAAUCCAUGUUGAGGCGUUUUCUCUUUCUUUUUUUUAUCCGUGGAUUCUGUCAUGAUUCGUAAUAAAAAGAUAGAAAAACAGACAAAAAAUAGAGAUAGACAAAGGAAUAAGAAAAAGUUGAGAAGAAGGAGACAAGGCAAGAGGAUUAAGAAUUAAUUGUUUCUUCGAUUUGAUGAAGGAGAGUGUAUCGUGAUUAUUGGAUUUGAGUAUGCGUUAUGAAAAUAAAUAAAAAGAAAAAUAGAGUUUAAUAAAAGUGAAUCUGAACUUGAAUUUUGAAAUUCUAAAAUAAAUAAAUUUUUGAAUGAUUUAAUAAAAAGACUUUUGGAUUUAGUUAUAUUUCUAGUUAUUGUUAGAUAAGGUUGAGGGCAUCUAAGACAUUGCACAUAGAAAUUGUGUGCCUCAAGCAACAAGUGUCUAAAUAUGCAAUUCCAAAGACAUAAUGUGUCCUAGAAUGUAAAAAAAUCGAAUCACUUUGCAACUGAUAUUUAGUUUUUUUUUUCAUGGGCCCAGCCCAAAACUUAUUUGGUCUUACAGUCCAUUUUUGUCUAAAUUUUAAUAGGGCACAAUCAUUUAAUUAUAAUAUAAAAUUUUAAAUAUAUAACUUACAUUUUUAUUAUUGUUUUCUUAUUUUUUUAUAAAUUUAUACUUUUAUUACUUGUAUAUGUUUUAAAUAUUUUUUUGUAGUAUAAUACUUAAUUUUCCCAACCGAAAACUUAUUUGCAGAAGUUUGUACCCAUUCUUAACACCAUAAACUCAUAAGAUUGUACAUAUAUUUUUUUUGCAAUAAUCAAUAAAUUUAAAAUUUCAUAAAAAAAACUUAUUUUUAGUUUAUUUUCUAACAAAUCAAUUUUUAUUUCUGUCCAAUUUUAGUUAUAUAUCAAAUAUAUAUAAAACAAUAUGCUAAGUAAAAACAACUUGUAUGAUAAAUAUUAUAUAAUAGAAUAACUAACUAGAUUAUCUCUUUUUUAAGAAAAUAAUUAACUAGAUUAUCUUGUUUUUAUUUAUUUUAUUUCUUAGUUUUAAGGAUGGGUUUGAUUUAUAUUUUUAAGCAUCACCAUUCACCACCAGCCGCAAUGGAAGAUUCACAAGUACCGUCUCUCUCACGUAACCUAGACUACGCCGUAAACCACACGAAAAACAUCCCUCUCGAUCUCGUUUUAGAUAUCCUCUCGAGACUUCCAGCGAAACCCCUAAUCAGAUUCCAAGCAGUGUCGAAGCUAUGGUUCUCCAUCAUCCGCAGCAAAGAUUUCGUCGGUACGUUCCUAACAAGGUCAAAAACUCGUCCUCGUCUCCUUUUAACGUUCAAGCACUUCGAUUCACGUAAGCGUUUCAUCUUCUCGGCUCCUGAACACGAAGAUGACAAAACAUCCUCCACAGUCAUGGCCAGACACGACAUGACGAUCUCGGAUCUCGUAUACUACAUUGAAUCUCCUCCUGUAAACGGUCUUGUUUGUUGCACACAUGGUUCAUCGAUCGCCGUUUGUAACCCCACCACUAGACAAAUUGUAACGUUACCAGAUGUUAUUACACCUAACGGAAGAGACGUGUACGCACGUCUAGGGUACGAUCCUGUGGGAGACCAAUACAAAGUCUUGUGUGUGAUGAUGUUUGACGGUUUCGACAGCGGUACAUCGGACAAUAUACAACAAGAGCAUUUCGUUUUCACGCUGGGAACUCCACAAAAGAAGUGGAAAAAGAUUGAGACAGUCACUAAAGAUCCUUACCGCUGCAUGAAAGGAGAGGUUUGUAUCGAUGGUGCUGUAUACUAUGGAGUAGGUUAUUCAAGGAUAGCUAGAUUUGAUGUUAGGUCCGAGAAGAUUGAGUUUAUUCAAGUACCUGAAGAUUAUAACGCAGUCUCAUCUUAUUCAAGACUUAUAAUUUACCAAGGAAAAUUAGCAUGUUUAAGCUAUGACUUCUACUUGACAUCUGAGAUGUAUAUGUGGAUUCUGCAAGAUGCUGAGAAACAAGAAUGGUCGAGCGUUGUGACUUGUGAUGUGCAUAGUGAGUGGAAAGAUCUGUUGACUGAGGAGAGAGUUUUGUGCACUGGUGAAAUUCAUACCAACGAAGCUAUACUGGUUUCAAGAUCUUUAAGGUCAUCUGAGCUCUUUUGUGUUUACUAUUGCGAUAUGAUUAGUAAGCGUGUUAGAAGAGCUGAGGUUGAUGGAAUCGCGGAUGAUGAGUUUAGAGGUGUCCAUGGAAUUGGUAAGUAUGGUCGUGAUGAGAUGUGGUGUUUCCCUGGUCACGUUGAGAAUAUUAUAUUCUUCUAACAUUAUCACUCUUGGUAGUUUCAUUAAAGCUUCGCCUUCUAUUCUUAUGCGUUGGCUUUAAUUCGAUUCUCUAAAAUAUGUUUGUUGCUUUGUUUAUAUAAUGCUUUCAGAGACCUUACCUUGUUCGAUUUAGCUUUUGAGUUUGUCUAUAAUAAAUUAGCAGCAGACAAUGCUUCUUUAUCUUUUUACCAGCAAAAUUUAUUUAUCCUUUCUAUCCUGCAAACAAAACAGAAAACAAGAAAAUAUUGUACUUGAUUAUAACAGUAUUAAAGAUACAGUAGGAGAGAAGUUUCAUAAAUAAUACAUGAUGCACUAUAAUCAAAUCAGUGCCGAGCACAGAAGAUAAGAUCAGCUAGGACCUAUUUUUGAUCAUUUGUUCUUUUACUUCUUUCUCAUACGUCCCCGUCAUUAAUUGUAAAACAAAACAUAAGAUACUAUGUUGUACUCUAGUAAUUUUUUCCAUCUUGGAUUAACUUAUCCUCAAUAUUGCUUAUGCAGUAGUUAUGCUUGAAUACAUCCUCCAUCCAUCUAAUUAACUCGUAGCUCCUCUAAACUAGAUAUGUAUCUUAAUCCAUGAGGAAGAAUCUUCAACUUCCUGGAGUCAUUGAUCUCCAAAUGACAAAGACACGUCACACGGCACAGAAUCCUCUUCUACGUACGAUCACCUCAGAGUUAUCUUAGUAUUGUGAGCGCUAAAGUAUGCAAUUUAGGUAACCCGACUCUGAAGCAUACGAUUUUCUCCCGGUGGAGGAAUUACUAUAAUUUCUACUAUUAAAUAAAAUAUUCAACGAUUAGAUUUCAAAUAAAGCUAAAAUAUAAACCCAUGCAGCACAUGUUGUUCAUAAACAAAACAAAAUACAUGGUGUUUUUAGGAAAUAAAAAGAAAACUAAAAAUUAAGUUUAUAAUUAUCUUUAUUUUUGUGCAUUUCCUUUUUCAAUAUGUAUAUAUAUGUUCUUUAAUCUAAUAUACGAUUCUUUUAUUUUUAUUUUAUCUAGCUAGAGUUGUGGAACUCAUCACCAAGCCUGCCAUGAAAGAUUCACAACCGUCUCUCUCACGGCGACGACGUGACCUAUAUCAUGUCGGAAACUGCACAACAACAACCAUUCCUUUAGAUCUCAUCAUCGAGAUACUCUCUCUACUUCCUGCGAAGUCGCUCUUACAAUUCCAAUCCGUGUCGAAGCUAUGGUUCUCUACCAUCCGCAGCAAAACUUUUGUCGACUCGUUCUUGACUAGGUCAAAGAAUCGUCCUCGUCUCCUUUUCACGUUCUAUCUAAAAAAUUCCUGGGAGAAAUUCCUCUUCUCGGCUCCUGAAUACGACGAUGAUAAAUCCUCCAGUGUCUUGGCAAGAUACGACAUGACAAUCUCGGAUCUCGACGAGAUCUGUGGUUCUGUCAACGGUUUCGUCUGCUUUAGAAGUGUUGUUUCUUCGAAACCCGUUUGUAAUAAUAAGAUCACCGUCUAUAAUCCCACCACUAGACAUAUUAUGAAGUUGCCUGACGUUACAUCCGGCAGAAGAUACGUGGACGCACUUAUUGCGUAUGAUACAGUCGAGGAUCAGUACAAGGUGUUAUGUGUGAAGAUGUUUGACCGUAAAACACAACAACAACAGGAGCAUUUCGUUUGCACUGUGAGUUCAUCUCAGAAACAAGAGUGGAGAAAGAUCGAGAACACGACUGGAGGUAGUUACAAAUGUGUCCUCUUGGGACAUAUAUUCAUUGAUGGUGCUCUAUACUACAGAAUUGAUCAGUCAAGAAUAGUUAGAUUCGAUGUUAGAGCAGAGAAGAUUGAGAUUAUUAAAACACCCAAAGAGUCGCAUGUCUCGGUAGCAUACGAUUCAGCUCUUAUAGAUUAUAAUGGUAAAUUAUAUUGGGACGUUUAGUAGGUUCUUGCGCAAACAAUUUGGUGACAUUGUGGGUUCUUGAGGAUGUUGAGAAACAAGAAUGGUCGAGCAUGACGCAUGCCGUACCUUAUCAGUGUGGAUCUAUACAUAGGCAGGGCCGGCUCAGAUGUAUUGUGGACCCUAGGGCGAGAUUUAAAAUAUGCCCUUUAGUUAUUCAUUGGUCCAAAUUAAAUCACUCAAUUUUCAUUAUUUAUUUUUAUAUGUGUAUAAAACCCAAAUCCACAAGAAAAUUAUAAAAAUGAUGUACUAUCGUCUACCGCAAUGGUCCAUAAAGCCCAAUAUGUUGAACAUAAAUUUGAUGUUUUUCCUUUGA
Molecule: messenger RNA, 5032 nt
Organism: Brassica rapa (field mustard)
Lineage: Eukaryota; Viridiplantae; Streptophyta; Magnoliopsida; Brassicales; Brassicaceae
Product: F-box protein At1g30790
Molecular function (GO): protein binding
Source: RefSeq, a predicted model, not a curated record